This is a messenger RNA of Mangifera indica (mango), 1626 nucleotides long. RefSeq lists its product as uncharacterized. Bases 159 to 1472 code for a protein of 437 amino acids. The record is from RefSeq and is a predicted model, not a curated record. Lineage: Eukaryota; Viridiplantae; Streptophyta; Magnoliopsida; Sapindales; Anacardiaceae. The transcript has 4 exons.
AGUCGUUUGAUUUUAACUCGAAGUUUAGAAUUUAAGAAAAAAAAGGUUUUCUUCUACUUUGAGCAGGUGUUGCUUAGAUAACCGUUGUGUCUUUCACGUUCAAUAGAAAGCCAGUUCCCUUCCUCAAGUUCAACUCUCUUUUUCUCUUUCUGACUUUAAUGGCAGCUCCCGACUCUUCAACAAUACAGACCCCUCUUAUUCAAACACAGACGCCUCCCCUACGACAAGAAGAUGUGGAAGUAGACGACACCCAGCUCUCCAAAUCUCUGGAUCGUUUAGAGACCUUUCUCAGAUUCUUUGGAUUUUGCCAGUACUCUUUUUUAAGCUUCAGUCUUUCGUGGAUUUGUUUUCUUCUUCUGGGUGUUGCUCUUCCAAUACUUAUAAUCCAAUUAACUUACUGUUCGAACUGUGAAAAGUAUGAGAUUGAAAGUUUUGAGCUUGAGAUUCUCAUCUCUCAGUCUCUUGUUGCUGUCAUUUCUCUUAUCUGUGUUUCUCACAAUCUCCGCAAGUAUGGUGUCCGUAAGUUUCUCUUCGUGGAUCGCCAACAUGGUCACCUCAUUCAGUUUCGUCGAGAGUAUUUGCAGAAGAUCCAUGGUUUCUUCAAAUUGUUGGGAGUUUGGAUUAUACCUUGCUUCCUUUUGAAGGCUGCCCGUCAGGUUGUACAUAUUGUCUAUGUGCAUCACUCAUGGUGGCAAUCUGUUGGUAUAAUAGUUGUCUUGCUUGUAUCAUGGACGUACUCAACCAUCAUCUAUCUAUCGGGCAGUCUCCUGUUCCAUUUGGUGUGCAAUUUGCAAGUGAUUCACUUUGAAAAUUAUGGCAGACUUUUAGAAAGAGAUCUUGAUGUUUCACUGUAUAUCGAGGAACAUGUAAGGUUAAAGCAUCAUUUAUCUAAGAUAAGCCAUAGGUUUCGGAUUUUUCUGCUUCUUGAGUUUUUGAUUGUGACAGCAACUCAAGUUAUGGCUCUACUGGAAACGACAGGGAAUUAUGGGAUCAUCAAUUUCAUUAAUGGUGGUGAUUUUGCAGUCGCCUCUAUUGUUGAGCUAGUUGGGAUAGUAAUUUGCCUUAAUGCAGCUGCUAAAAUCACACAUAGAGCUCAGGGUCUUGGAUCAGUUGCUAGCAGAUGGCACGCUUCUGUAACAUGCAGCUCUAACAGUGUCACUCAGAUGGGAAUCAAUAGUAAUGGUGGAAGCGUGGAGGCUGCAAAUUCUUCAACCUCAAUACCUACAAGCUACUCUGAAAGUGAUUUGGAGUCAGUUGAGUAUGUGCCAAUGGCCACAAAUACUCAAUUGGCAUCUUAUAUGACCAUGUAUCACAAGAGACAGGCCUUUGUUACAUAUUUGCAAUCGAAUCCAGGUGGAGUCACUAUCUUUGGGUGGACUAUCGAUCGAGUUCUUAUCAAUACAAUCUUCUUUGUUGAAAUGUCAUUGGUUCUAUUUGUGCUUGGCAAGACCAUCACUUGGACUACAAAAUGAUCCAUUCAUGUUUUGUUUCUAUCCAGCCAGUAUUUUUUUGGUUACGGCUAUGGGUGAUAAUGACUUCUUGGUACCUCUCAAUGACUAAUACAAACCAUCUGUACUAAUUAAUAUAAAGCAAUGACAAGAUGUGAGUGCAUUUGAAUUGGAAUAA